Messenger RNA from Larimichthys crocea (large yellow croaker), 9316 nucleotides. Its product is annotated as AT-rich interactive domain-containing protein 5B. Gene Ontology annotation, biological process: regulation of transcription by RNA polymerase II. Gene Ontology annotation, cellular component: nucleus. The coding region runs from base 292 to 3171 and encodes 959 amino acids. NCBI's taxonomy places the organism in Eukaryota, Metazoa, Chordata, Actinopteri, Sciaenidae. The record is from RefSeq and is a predicted model, not a curated record. Gene Ontology annotation, molecular function: transcription cis-regulatory region binding. The transcript is spliced from 12 exons.
CCGCCCCACCUAUUCCGUGUCAGUACGGAAGUACGUCAGCUGUGUGCGUGAAGCUAAAGAUGCUUCAACCGUUUCACUGUGACUUUAACAUUAAGUUGUACUCUGUGGCAAACUUUGGCCACACCUAGAUCCUGUCCCAUUUCCACAAAAAAAAAAAAAAAAAAAAAAAAAAAAAAAAAAAGCCUCUCUCUCUUUUUUUUUUCUUUUUUUUUCUGGUGCGUUUGUUUGUGUGUCGGCGAGUCCCGGCGGUGUAACCGGAGAGGGGCCUCAGAGAGGGAAUGCAGGACUGCAAUGGAGCACAAUGCAAUACAGUGGUUGGGUGCUCCCUCCUGCCAGCGAGGCAGCUAUGCCUUCUAUAAGUCGGUGAGCAGCAGAACCCAACCAGAUGGGCCAGCCCAGGUGUGGAAGCUUGGGGAGUUUUACUUCAUCCGAUGUGGACCGCAGGAUCCUGUGUGCAUCGCAGAGGUGACGUUACUGUGGGAGGACCAGACCCGACGCCACCUGCUGGCCAGCACCAGACUCUACUUCCUGCCUGAGGACACGCCAAAGGGCCGGACCAGGGAGCACGGAGAGGAUGAGGUUCUGGCGGUGUCCAGGAAGAUGGUGGUGCGGGUGGAGGACCUGGUGCAAUGGUCAUGUGCACAGCCAGCAGGUUGGAGCAGCCUGAAGCCGGCAUCCUGCGGGACCAACGGCAUCCACAAACCUCUGCAGAGCAGCGACAGUAACAGCAGCAACACGGCCAACAAGAGCAGCGAGCCGCUCAAAGACAAAACAGAGAAUGACCUGGUCGAGCGUCACAGCAUCAAAGUGCUCAGCUACCCACAGUACUGCCGAUUUCGCUCCCUGCAGAGACGCAUCCAGGACCGAGCGAGGGGGCCAGGGCUGCAGAACCCAUACUUGCUGGCCCUGGGUGGUAUCAAGGCGCUGCCCACCACUCGGCUGAUGUACUGCAGGGACACCUUCAACCACCCGACGCUGGAGAACAGCACCGGCUUCUCCUGGCAGUUUAGAUGUCCGUCUCUCAGUCUUCGAGGGCGCCCUCGCAAGAGGAGAGGCCGAGACGGCAAAGACUCCCCAACCUCAAGCCAAUCAGAGUCCUGGAUCGAGAGGAUGAAGGAAAAUGUAAUGGGCAGCGUGGAGGUCGGCUGUGAGGGCAGCUGGCUCCCUCACCCUGAAGAGCAGCUGUUCCUGGAUCAGCUCUUCGCUUUCAUGGACCGUCAGGGCUCACCCAUUCACAAAGUCCCCAACCUCGGCUUCAAGAAGAUUGACCUCUUUCUCAUGUAUUCUGUGGUAAAACGACUCGGAGGCUACAAAAAGGUGACAGUGGACCGUCUCUGGAAAGUAGUUUAUAACGAGCUGGGAGGAUGUCCUGGCAGCACCAGCGCUGCUACCUGCACCAGGAGACACUACGAGAGGCUGAUGCUUCCUUAUGAAGAGCACCUCAGAGCAGGAGGAGCUGAAUUCAAAAUCCCAGAAUCACCCGUGCCUCCAAAACCCAGAGGGAUAAGAGGAAGGAAACCACUUCCAAGAGGCAGAAAACCAGGACCCAAACCCAAGGAAAAGAAGAUCACAACUGCUCCUGCUCCUGCUCCUGCUCCUGCUCCUGUUCCUGUUCCUGUUCCUGCGCCUGCCCCUGCCCCUGCUCCUGCUCCUGCACCUGCCCCUGCCCCUGCUCCUGCGCCGGCUCCUGCUCCUGCUCCUACUCCUGCUCCUGCUCCUCCUUCUCGGACUAUCGUGAACCCGAAUAGCUCCAUGGGGGUGAAGAGGGGGCGAGGGCGACCACCAGGCACCCGGAACAAGGCCACGCUGAUCGCCCAGGCGAAGCUGCUGGCUCAGCAGCAGGCUAAAGCCAAAGCAGCGUCAUUCGAGUCUAACCAGCAGAGUCCUUUGGGUCCAGCCAGAGGUGUAGGUGGACUGACGGCCAGCAGCACUCACAGGCAGCCCGUCCAGCCCGCUAUCCUCCCAGUCAACAUGCCUCUUACCCCGGACCUCUCCCCCAUGUCCGCCCCCUUCCUCCCCUUCCAGUCCAAAGCAAAGGAGGUGAAGCCAGAACGAGGGGAGUCUACGACACCGGCUUCAGGUGUGCUCAUCUCCCCUCUGCCUCGUCACUUUGUUGGAGGAUCUCUGGGUGGCUUCAGCCCCAUCAAAGGCGUGUGUCCUCUGGAUGUCUUCAGGAACCGCAUCAGCCUCCAGAGAGGCCCGGAGAGCCCGGCCCUGACGCCUCAAGACCCAAGCCAGCAUCAUCCGACUAUCUACACCCUGCAGCCCAAGAGUGGAAGCCCAGAUACACCUCAUCCCAGCGGGGACCAGCUUCAGCCUCAGCCCCACCAGCUGCACCAGCAACACACCCGCUGCUCGGGCUGCAACGUGGACGAGGGAGCCCAGAGAGGAGGCAGUCGGGACGCCAGGACCCGGCCUCUUCUGCCCCCUCUCCGGGUCCUGCCUCUAAACCUCGACUGCAGUGUUCAGGUGUGCCAACUCAUGAGGACUCGUCUGGGCUCGUCUCAGUUCCAGACCUUCACUCGCCGACUGUCUGAGGCGCUGUCCCAGGACCUAAGCACCAAGCCCCCCUGCUCUCCCAUCACUCCUCCCCCUGAGCAGGCGCUGCCUCUCAACCUCAGCAAACGCUUCACAGCCAAGAGAGCCAGCACAGAGGGACCAGAGCAGAGUCUGGUGUCGAUCAACGGAAACACAGAUCAACUGCUCUCCAAGAGACCCAGAACUGGCUCGGAGCAGGCCGAGGACUUCAGCCCAGGCGACCGGUCCAGCUCUGGAGGAAGUGGAGGAGGUGGUGGAGGAGGAGAGCAAGAUGUGGAGAUGAAGAACCAGGAGGAACCCGCAGACCUAAGCUCCCCGAGCAGGAUCAGGGCCUUCCUGCUCGGGCUGCCACCCUUCCAGGUGAAAUUCGAGGAGGAUCUGAACGGGACAAGAUUUGGGAAAUUUCUUCCUCCGGGAUCUAAAGCUGAACCCCAGAGGACCGAGACAGAGAGAGGAGAGGGAGGAGUAGCAGUUAAGAAAGAAGUAAAGAAGGAGGAGGAGGUGGUUGAAAUAGAGCGAUGUGAAACUGAGAAGUCUGAGCAGGAGGAGAAAGAUCCCAGCCUCCUCUCUGGUCCGGGCCCAGCAGAGCUGAAACGAGCUGGACCCUCAAACACUGACACACACUGUUUUUAGCCUCAUUCCCUCUGUUCAUUUGAGCAUUUUGUGAUCAGAAAACUGUCAGAUAAGUCGGGGAUUUAGAAUCUGGAUACCACCGUGGGUGUCUUGGUGUUGGUUUUGGACGCUGGAUGCUUCAGUAGGUAGACCCAGCUCAGGUUAAAACCUGAACACGCGGAGCAGGGAUCGUUUCUUUUCUUCAUCUUUUAAAAACUUCUCUUCGUUUCUCUUUUUUUGUCUCCUGUUGUUACUUCCUGUUUUGUUUUUCUUCUGGUUUUCGAUCAUGUCGUUGAUUGAACUUUGCAGAGGAAUGACAACAGCGAGACUCAUGACAAUCACAAAUCAGUUUCUCUUCCUUCUUUCUGUUGAUUUCUGUCUCUUUUAAAGGUUAAAAAAAAGAAACAGGAGUGAGACUGUGACUCUAAAAAACACUGCCACAACCCUUCAUAACACUAUUAACUCCACUAUUCAAUGUUACGGUAAAAUAUUGAAUAAGAUCCAUAUUACUUAAGAUUAAAAUCAAUAUUACAUCUAUGGGUGAUGCUAUGCAUCAAGACUUCAUAAAUUAGCAUCUAGAGUGUACUGUAGUUAGUAGUUUCAUUUUAAAAUUGUACUCUACUUCUGUAGAGAGAUAGUUAUUUUCUGAUAAAGUGUCUAGAUGUUAUCUGGAGCUCCUCAGUCUUCACAUUAUAGCUUGUCAAGUGAAGCGUUUCUAUAGUCCUGCUCGUUAGCUCAAAUUAUAUAAACCUUUCUUACACAUACGUGCCUUAAAUGGCCUGCGAUCUGUUUCAUCGCUGGGCUUCAAACACAUUCAGUUAAAGAGAUACCUUGAUGUUGGACCUGAAGGUGCGGAAACCGGAGUCCUGAGUUUUUUGUUGAGAAAUAGAAACGUGUACAAAACAAAAGAAGCCAAAGUUUUCAGUCUUGAAAAGCAGCUAAAAACUCACCGGUUUAAAUCGCAGAUUUAAAAAAGAAAAAAGAAAAAAACUCUCGGUGAUAUCCAGUCCUGCUGUUUGCUUUAUUAUAAAGACCACUGUGGCCACACGAUGGGCGCUCGCGUCGACUCGCCUUCAUCACCACCGCUGUUCAGGUUCCAGCCAGUAAAGAAGUUACAUCAGCGCCUCCACGAGGAAGAAUUGUGUGUAAAGAUCAUACGUGAACAUGAUGUAGCCCAAACAUUCAGACUACCUCAGGUUUUUCUUUUUAUUAUUUCCACCAUGCUUUAUCUGUUUCAGAGGGGUGGAGCCUAUCCUAGCAUGCUUUUUGGGUAGACAGCAGGGUUGGAUGCUGGUCCAUAAACACACUUCAUUUCCACUUUGUAUUUAAGGAUAAGUCUGGCUUCAUUCUGGUUUUCUAAGAAUAAAACCAGAGUUAUUCUUUAAUCCUCAGUUUGUAUCUGGAUACGCCUCCUUUGCACUUACUCCUCAUAUUAAUAAGCGCUCUCAAUAUCUCCGUUCAGACCUCAUUGUGAUCGGAUCUCAGAUUAGUAAGGCAGACUUGUCUCAGGUGAAAGGAAGUUAAUGGUGUAUUAUAUUUUUCUUUUGCAGAAGAAGGGUUCAUCUGUAGCUGUUGGAGGUACAACAGGAAAAGGUGACCUGUUUUUCUCACGGUUAUAGUUUUGCAUUUUGGAAAUACGAAGUGAGCUGAGACGAUUGACACCACUCCUGUCUGUGCGGUAAAUGAAUUGUCUGCAUUUUGAAAUAUUGUGUUAGAAAAGUUUGGAAACGACAAUAUUCAAAGAAACCUAAAUUGCGCAAAAGAUGCUGGUCCCAGCACAAAAACUAACCCAAGAUGUUCUACAGAUUAAACUAAUGAGACUUGAGCAUGUUAAUCAGUUUCCAGUCUUUGUGCGAACCUAGGCUAACCAUUUCCUGGCAGUAGCUUCAUAUUUAGCACUCAGACAUGAGCGUGGUAUCGAUCCUCUCUGUACAGAUGUUUUAACACCUGCCUGAGAUCCGAUCAUAUUCUGACUGUUAUAUGUUCUGCUGCAUUCACACGAUCCAGAAAAGACCUCCAGAUACAGAUCGUAUCUCGACGCCGAGUGAAAUUCACUCGACCUGUUGGCGUUUUCCACGUAACCCUUCUCAUCUUAAGUGCCAACAUAAAAAACACCGACUUCAUAUUGUGACAAAAAAAACCUUGUAGCUAAAAAUAUAUAUAUUCAAACGUCAAGGUAUCCCUUUAACCACAGCCUUUUUCCUUCGACUCUGUUUGUUUUUCUGCCACAGACGUUGGUUCAGAUUUGCACACCUACUGUACCCAUUUGCUUCAUUUGUUUUGUUUUUUUUUGUUUUUUUCAUAUUUAUAUUUGCCAACGUUUUUUCUUAUUUUACAGUAGUGGAAUCAAACUACGACACCGAAAUUAACUGGUGCUGUUUAUUCUUAGUUAUGUAGCUAUCGCCAUAUUGUUGUUGUUGUUGUUUGUUUUUUUGUUUUUCUAAUUGAUAAAGCUCCAAAUUCUUUUCAUCUCAGCAAGUCAUUAAAUCUUGACUUCAGUCUCAAACAGCUUAGUGGAAAAUCCCUCACAGCAGAUUUAUUUGUUUAGAGAGUUUUAAGGAAAUUUUUUAAAGAACUAAAUUAAAAGAUGCUAUGACUUGUUAUGAAAAUAUUUGCAGUUUUUCUCAGAUCUAUUUGACUGUUGGCCUCAUGUGAGACAGAUAUGAAUUGUUUGUGAACGAAUGCAUGAGUUAGAGAUAUGUAUACUCAGUAGAUCAUAGCUGGGCAGAUGCACCAAAGCACAUGUUAAUCCACCAGAACUCACCAGACCUCUAUAACCUUUCUGUAACAUUUAUCAUCAUGUUGAAGUCAGAGUUAUUGUUCUCCUUUUGCUUGAGGGGGGAAUGAGCAGGAACAAGGAGAAGAUGAUGAAACUCCUCCUUCCUUUUUGUGAUUAUUUCUUGACAAAGUCAUAUUUUCAUUAAUGCGGUAAGAUUUUAUGUCUCACACCAGGUCAGAAAAUCUUACAAAUGUAUAUUUAGUGUCUCACUCUGCUUUAUCGGGUCCGUAAACCUUUAUUUAUUAAGGUGAGGUAUUUCUGAGCAUGCUCAGUCUGUUGUACAGUGUCACACUUUAGCAGCCUCAGUAUGCUUCAGAUGAAAGAGUUUGUACGACUGAAGACAAAAGUGAUAGAAACUGUUCAGAACGGAGAAAAGCUGUGAGGGUUUUUCUAGGUGACAGCAACCCAACAUCCUCCAGUAAAGAACAAUGACAGCGUAUUUGUUUCCUUUUACAUGACAACACCUCCACAAACUGUACAUGUUAUGUGUGUCUUGUUGUCUUGAUGUUACAGUCGUUUCAAAGGGGAUGACGUCGCAUUCAUGGUGUUGUACUCGGUUGUACAUUAGAAAAUUGACAGAAGUAGAAGUGUGUGAAUUGGAAAAAGAAAGCUACUUCUCUACUGGUAUCUGAAGCGAUCUGGUUUCUGUUUGUAGUACUGUUGAUAUAUGAGCGGGCUUUGGUCAUUGUUGAGAGCAAAAGAGACUGAACGCAUUGACCAAAUACAACCUCUGAACCAUCUUCUGUCAUCUGACAACGAUUUUGCUUUUUUUUAAAAGAAAAAUCUGUAUUCAUAAUACAGAUAAAUGUUUAUAGAGAUGAGCUAAAAUGUGUCUUUUAACGAAGCCCCGAAUCAUUGACCACUGUCUCCAGGGUGUAAAUCUUCAUCAGAUAAUAACGUAGCUCAAAUUGGGCUUGGGUGUUGGAUUGACAUUUUCUGAAAGUUGUAUUAAAUGUCAGGACACGAACCCCUCUACAGUUGGGCUGUCAGAAUACAGUACGCUUCAAUUGAACCGCCUCAGAAUUGACUGUUCGCCAACCCCCUAAAUCACUGUUACUAUGCCCGUCAAGGCUUCAGUUCCCGUGCAGCACUUUUUUACCUGUUUAUGCGCACAUUUUCAAAUCAUGCAUAAGAAAACCUUAAAAUAUUGCAAGAAAUUAUACUGUAAAUACCCACAGAUGAAUUGUAAGAACUCCAAAAUGGCGCUCAGUAACUCAGUAAUUUUCUGGGCUCUGAGAAAUUUUUUACAACUUUAUGGUCUUCAUGGAUUAAAACAACUUGUUUGCAGUGUUUGUGGGUGUCUUGUCAACAGUUUUACAGACGUCUCUUUUAUUAGAGACGAUGCUUUUGGGGCGCAGAAGAAUUGUUUAAUUACCUCGGAUGGUAGUCUGCAUUGUCCAGCUCUCGUAAUCGUAUCGUAGUCAUGGAGCUUCCUCUGACAGCUUUCCGAAACAGAUGUGAAACUAGCCGUGGUUUUAUCUUUUUUAAGCUCUUUUCUUUCUUGCUCAAAUUACUUUUGUCACUUUUACGUGUGGACAUCAAAAUGCAACACCAUGAAUGACGGCAGGGUUUUUUCGCCCUUCUGUAUAAACACUUUUGCCUUCAGACGACUCUUCGUACAAACUGGUUCAUUUCAAGCAUACCGACACUCACCAGUCAAACCACAGCUCCACUGGACCAGUUUUAUCUCAGUCUGACUCUCCUGAACAUUUUGCCUUAUUUUUUGUUUUAUUAUUUUCCUGCAUGUUAAUUUUUAUGUUAAUGACAACAUGCCACUGAGGGCUUGAACGCCUGCUGUGUCAUUCAAAGGGGAGGGGGCGUCUUCUAGUUUAGAGAUGAGCAGCAUGUUAAACCAGUAUGAGAGUCGAAUAGGCUUUUUUGUUGUUGUUGUUUUUCUUCUUUGGUUAUUUAAGCUUUAGUCUGUAAAGGUUUCUUUAGGUAUAAUUUCAUUUCUUUUCCUUUUAAAGUUAAAAUUUAAAUGUUUACAUUUUGUUAUGCAUGUUCAAACAGAUUUGUUAUAUCCAGUGUUUUGCACACUACUUCAGCAUCAGUCUUGAACGGCACUGCUCAUUAAUGUAAAGUACUUAAAAUUAAGUGCCUGAUACUUAAAAAGAGAAAAUUGGAGUUGAUAUUUGUAAGCAAAUGAAAGUUAAAUUUGCUCAUCAGCCUUCAUGACAUUGACUUGAACAAUGGCUCCUGUUGUCACAUGAUGUUUUAUUGUGUUUAAAGCCUCUGCGGUGGCUGUUUGAUUACACGGAUUAUAUUGUUAAAACGACAGCAGGACGCUUGCUCAGCUACGCAAACGUCUGUCGGAGCAAACUGGACCUACAGGACUCAACAACAGGGACACCUAGUGGCCAUCAGAGCGCACAGUGAUGCAACAUUCAUGAAAAUGAAAUGAUCAAAUUAAAAGGUGCUGCAUGUGACAUUUUAACAUAAAAGGAAACACUGCUAAAGUGCAGCUUCUUCUCUGGAUUUAAAAUUGUGAGCUUGGAUUUGGAUCGGUUUAUUGCACAAAACAGGAAGAGGGCACUAUUCCUCUACUGCUUCAUCAUAAAACUGCACUGUGAAAUAUCUAGAGCUAUGAUAAACGGUUAUUUUCAUUAUCAAUUGGAUAGUUUUCACUAUUUUUGACAUUGUAUGGAUGAAAUUAUUUUUUGUUAUCAAAACAUUUACAGAUUAAAGAUUAACUUGACUGAUUGAGUUCGAUCAAUGUGUAGAACGUUUCUGGUGUUUGCAUCUUGAUCGGACAUCAAACAAUUCUCUAUUGUUUAGUCUGUAAAAUAGUGAAAAGUUGCCAAGUUGACGUCUUUAAACCUGCAAAGAAGCUGUAAUGAGUGAUUUUUUUUGACAUUUCUAUAUGAAAAACCAUAGAGAAUAAAUGGAAAUUGUUCAGUUUAACAAAUGGUAUUUCUGGUUGUAAAUGUUAAAAUUUAUUAUAGAAAAAUAAAAUUAAUCCUUUUCUGGGAAGUACAAGCUUUAUCGGAAAUGUAGUCUGAAUUUGGAGAAAAACCAGCAGUGAAAGUGCUGUGAGAAAGACGACCACGCAUUUCCAUCCUGUGACAGUUGAUGUUAAAAAUGCUGCAUGUGGCACCUUUUUUUUAUAAACUGUUGGAUGUUAAGUACCAAUGAAUGUCUCAGUCACAUCUUACUGUGAUCUCAUUUUUAUCACUUGACACCAUUUACUCAUGUUUUUGCCUCUUUUUUUUUUUUUUUCUUUUCUUUAAACAAAACCCCAGAGAUCAACUUUAAAGCUGACAUGUUCUUUUCUUUACAAACUGUGCUGAACUUUUGAAGAGAACGGACACUUCCCGGUAUAAUCAGUCAAGCUACCCAUGUGCACCUUAAAUGGACGCUGAGGAGUUUGACUUUAAUGGGAUUUUUAUU